AGCCGCCCGCAUGCGUGGUGAAAGAGGCUGUUAGGAAAAGGUCUUAAGUUUGAUGAAUGUGCUGUUUUUUCAAAGUUUUAUUUCAAAAUUGUUUUAAAAGACUGUGACAGCGGCCCACUGCUCUUCAUGCUGAACGCUUUCACUAGGAGCCUCCAAUACGUUGUCCGUAGCCGUGUUGCCAUGGUAACGACGCACUUAACCGAUGCGCUGUCUGAAAUCCGCGGUUUGUACCUAAAUUUUACUUUACCUUGAGAAGAAGACAGCACAUUAAUGGAGCUCACUGGGAGCAGUUACGAAGGAGACACAACAAAUGGCAGGAUGGAGGGAAAAGGAGAAUACACCUUUCCCACAGAGACUAAGUAUGAGGGAGAGAUGAAGGAUGGGAUGUUCCAUGGCAAAGGAGUGCUACACUUUCCAAAUGGAAGUAAAUAUGAGGCCACUUGGGAAAACGGCAUAGCUAAACAGGGGUAUUUUACCUUUGCUGAUGGUCUGCAGUACCAGGAGAAGGACUGGGACUACUGUGAUGGCUAUGAUAGGCGCUUCUACAGUGAGAGGUGCAAUGGACUCAGAGCUGCAGGAGAAUCUCAGCUAACUGAUCUGCAUCCUCCACGCGUUAUUCCUGAUUGGUGUUACGAUUGUGGAGAUGGUUUCUAUGACCCCACAACGAGAGUUGUCACUUCCUACACGGGCAGAUUCCUCAGGAAUGCAGAAUGGUCCUGUAUCCUGUAUGGCUUUAUUUUUCAACCCUGGGAGGUGAAGGCACAUUUGUCAGAGUGGGUGUGAAGACAGAAUUUAUUGCCUCAUGACUUCCGCCCAGGAUGAGGACUGCAAGUAUGAUGGGACACAGGGAAGACCCACCCUCCCAGUGGGGACGUUUGCGGUAGCAAGGAAAGAGGAAGGAGCUCCACAUGUAAUGGUUACAACUGGUGGAUGUAGGACAAGGGAGAACUAGGCCAGUGAAAACAGUGAAGACAAAGCCUCAUAUCAAGAAAGAAGUUGCAAAAGGGACCCAUAUGGAACUGUUUUAAAACCCAGAUGAUUCAAGUUCUACCCCCUGGAACUAAAUAUCAUUGCUUGGAAAUAACAGGCUAAACUUUACUCUCGGGCCAAAACUGACCUAUUGCAAAGUCCUGCCCUCCUUAGUUACCGUUGUUAACUUGGACAAACAGCCCUUCUUGGAAUAGUGCCAAGUAGUGAAACAAUAGGAUCUGUUGCUAAUAUUCCCCAAGAGGUAUAGAGUAUUUUUGGAAUUGAACUGAUUUCUUGUCAUCAAGGAGCUGCUGAUACGCCUGCAUGUAUGAAGGGGUUUUUCAAGCGUACUGGUACAACAUAUCGAAAACGUAGGAUGAUAGAGGAAAUGGAGAGAGGUGAGAGUGUCAGCUGGAAUUACUAAGUGGGAACCUCCAGUGCCCAAAGAGUUCAAAAGUAAGAUAUGACAUUACUGAAACACUAACUCUCAAAAGUAACCCAUACUAUAGUGAAUCCUGUUUCUACAUUACCUCAUAAUUUUUUUUCAAAACCUUCAGCUAAUAAUUUAUCA
Messenger RNA from Xiphias gladius (swordfish), 1540 nucleotides. It is a transcript of the gene morn5, whose product is annotated as MORN repeat containing 5. The transcript is spliced from 5 exons. The coding region runs from base 271 to 783 and encodes 170 amino acids. NCBI's taxonomy places the organism in Eukaryota, Metazoa, Chordata, Actinopteri, Istiophoriformes, Xiphiidae. The record is from RefSeq and is a predicted model, not a curated record.